UUUUCUAUUGUAUGCUUCUGACGUUUAGUUUUUGGAUGGACAUAUGCCAUAUUCUCUUACCUAACAUACUCCAUAAAUGAAUAGGGCAAAGUUAUGUGAUCAAAUCCCUUAUCAGAGAGAAACCAAAAUAAGAAAUUAGCAUCUACCAAAAAUGGAUUCAGCACUGAAACAGCGACAAGAACACCAAAGUGGCCACCAAAACCUUCAACAGAGUCCUGCCAUUUACAAGGAUAUUUUGGAAACUGACCCUGAACUAGAGCGCAAGUGUAUCUUACAGAGUGAUGCUCUUUAUGAGUAUAUACUUGAAACUAGUGUGUAUCCUAGGGAGCCUCAACCGUUGAAAGAGCUUCGAGAAUUGACAGCAAAUCAUCCAUGGCACGUAGUGAGCACUCCAGCUGAUGGAGGGCAAUUUUUGAACUUGCUUAUUAAGCUCAUCAAUGCCAAGAACACUAUGGAGAUUGGUGUUUACACUGGCUACUCUCUUCUUGCCACUGCUCUUGCUCUUCCUCAUGAUGGCAAGAUAAUGGCCAUGGAUAUCAAUCGUGAAAACUAUGAAUUGGGUCUGCCUGUGAUUGAAAAAGCUGGUGUUGCUCACAAGAUUGACUUCAGAGAAGGCCCUGCUCUUCCUGUUCUUGAUCAAUUGAUCCAAGAUGGAAAAUACCAUGAGACGUUUGAUUUUAUCUUCGUGGAUGCUGACAAAGACAAUUACCUCAACUACCACGAGAGGAACAUUGAACUUGUGAAGGUCGGAGGAAUCAUCGGCUACGACAACACCUUGUGGGGUGGUUCUGUGGUGGCACCUCCUGAUGCGCCCCUGCCAAAAUCUAUCAGAGCCUACUUGGAUUAUGUGUUGGAGUUCAACAAGGCCGUGGCUGCCGAUCCAAGGGUCGAAAUUUGUCAAUUCCCUGUCGGUGAUGGGUUUACUUUAUGCCGCCGCAUUAGCUGAUCAUUUUAAGAUAGGCUUUUUAUCCACUACACAGCCACUUCAUGAAUUAACGGGUCUAGGGUUAGUAACCCGCCCGAUAAUUAAAUAUGUAUUUCGAAGUUCUGUCAAAUAAUUAUUUUCACAAAAAUAAACUAAGGAUGCCAAAUUUCUAAUUUUUCAAA
Messenger RNA from Manihot esculenta (cassava), 1107 nucleotides. Its product is annotated as caffeoyl-CoA O-methyltransferase. NCBI's taxonomy places the organism in Eukaryota, Viridiplantae, Streptophyta, Magnoliopsida, Malpighiales, Euphorbiaceae. Gene Ontology annotation, molecular function: S-adenosylmethionine-dependent methyltransferase activity; O-methyltransferase activity. The transcript is spliced from 6 exons. The record is from RefSeq and is a predicted model, not a curated record. The coding region runs from base 152 to 946 and encodes 264 amino acids.